Molecule: messenger RNA, 2652 nt
Organism: Dujonia railenensis
Lineage: Eukaryota; Fungi; Ascomycota; Pichiomycetes; Serinales; Debaryomycetaceae
Source: the annotation of a GenBank genome assembly
AUGAGUUCAGUAGCGUCUGGUAGGGAAGACCAUGACUACGAUUCACAGCAGGAGCAGCCCCAUCACCACGAAGAUCACAUUGAAGCUCCCCAGGGUGAACAGGUACACAACCAUGAACUUGAGCGUGACAUUUCAAACGAUAUUCAUGAGUCUUCAGGUACAAAUGUAGGCCAUCAAGAGGAGCAUCAUUUCUCCCAGCUACUUCGCAAGGAGAUGCCCACGGUUCCCAAACAAGAAACUAAUUUGAGUAUCGAUGAACUUGACAAGAUGAUUUCUGAUUCCAUAAACCACGACUCGAACUACUUAGAUAGCGAGAACCGUGAAAAAAGAGGAAUCGACCAAGUUGAAGAGCAUGAGGCUGAGAGUAACAAAAGACACAGGCAGCAUGAGCAGGAGUUGGAACAGUUAGAGCAGCAGCAUAAAGAGUUGGACCAGCAGCAACAGCAGCAGCAGCAGCAGCAGCAACAGCAGCAGCAAGAACACGAGCAAGAUCAAGUACAGCAACAACAGCAACAAGAAGCACAGGAUCACCAACAACCAAGUGAGCUCGAAGAGCCACAAGAAGCUGACUCUGACCAACAACACGAACAGCCUAUAAUUCACCAGGAUCACACCAAAUCCAAUGAAGAUUUGGAGCUAGAAUUCGAAAAGGCCAUCGAAAAACAUCAUAGAGAGUCGUCGGCGCCUCCAGCUGAAGGAAGUAACAGGAACUCAGAGAAUGAAGAACGUGAAAACCUACAAAUGAUUGCCAGUGAGCUCCAAGAAGCAACGGGAAGUAAGCCCCAAUCCCAACAAGUUCAGCCAGAACAACAAGAAGGUUUACUGAGUGGGACACAAGCACACCUGGAUAACCUGGUACCUUCCGGUGGCCCAUCAACAUCAGCGAAGGAUGAUAAUAGAAAGCUGACGUCUUCUCCCAGGUCUAAUGAUCCAGUACCAGACUCAAACGAGACAAAGAGCGCUGAGAACAAUGGCAAGACGGACACCGAUAAUACGAAUGAAAAGAAUAAAGAAGAACAGGAAGUAGUACUACACGAUGGGAUUAAUGUACCUGCCAACUCCGAACUCUUAAAUACCAAUACUGCGUAUGCGGCAUACAAUGCAUUAUCAAGUCAAUUGCCUCCGCUUGCAACUUUGGCUAAUGCGCAUUUGGCAGCUUUACCAUUGCCGAUUGUUGCUAUGGAAUAUUUACCCCCUAGAGUCCAGUUAUUAAUUAAUACUUUACCCACCUUAGACAAUCUUGCAACCCAAUUCUUACGAAUUAUGGCAGUGGGACCGUUCCAGAAGAUUCUUGACCUUACCAGUAACCCAGGUACACCAGCGGGAGCUACAUUUAGGGAUUUGGCAUCAUUAUUAGAUUUCACCAAGAAGUUGUACUCUGAAGAGGAUUUAUUCUUGACUGUAGAACAUUUGGCGCCAGGAUUUUGGAAGAGUGGUGAAAGGACUCCUGCAAUGUUCAGAAGCAGAGAACAAAGUAUUGAGCUGACAUUGAGGAAAGUUAAUUUGGCUACAUUUUUAGGUGCAGUGUUAGGUAUGUUGGAAGUUGGUUUCUACUACCUUAAUGAAUCGUUUUUAGACGUUUUCUGCCCUGCUAAUACACUAGACCCUUCGAACGCGCUAUCAAAUAUGAAUUCCAAUAAUUUACUGCUUCAAAGCGGUGUUAAUACCACUAUCGGAGGAACUGUUGGAAAGCUUUUGAAGGCACAAGCGGUCCUAUACUUGGAUUUGAAAACUCAGGCGUAUAUUUCCGCAUACGAAAAUAAUGAUGGUAGAACAAGAGAGGAGAUCAUUGAAGAUCUCUUUCCAAGUGAUUUAGAAGAAAUAAUGCUCAAUAGAAGAGGAACAAAGACAUUGAGUUCGCAUGAAUUAGACUUUGUCGAAAGGUGUCACUCUAGAAAGGAUACCUUGUUGAAGUUUGACGAUAAUAAGGCACUUGCUGAGGAGUACGAAUGGUUAACUUUCUUGAAGGAGUUGAUCGAAUACUCGAGUAAGAAUAUGGGAUUCUUGAUCUGGGGCAAGAGAAAUAUCGUGAGAGAUAACGGUAUUGGAAGUGUGUCUGGCUCCAGCAUAUCUACCGCUUCUAAUUCAAUGACUGCAAACAAUAAUAAGCAAUCCGACACCCCCCAUAGUCAAGAUCUUCUUAAUCAGUCCGAUGUAGCCGAAAGCAUAAGACAACAAGAAGAAAUAGAAGCAGAACGCCAAAGAGUACUGGAUGCUAUCCACAGCCAUGAUAUAAAUGAUAUCACCAGCAGAUUGUUGCCCUCUGAGAUUCAAGAGCAACAAAUCCAUCUCCGCAUAAACCCUAGGUCCUCUGUGAGAACUGUACAAAGACGUCCAUGGACUAAGGAAGAAGAAUUGGCGCUCAGGCUGGCUUUGGAAUUGAAAGGUCCGCUGUGGUCUACAAUUUUGGAGUUGUUUGGAGCUGGUGGAAAGAUUUCGGAAGCAUUAAAGAACAGAACCCAAGUUCAAUUAAAAGACAAGGCAAGAAAUUGGAAGAUGUUUUUCUUGAAGAAUGCAAUGCCAUUGCCAAAAUACUUACAUAAAGUCACUGGAGACCUUGAAAGAGAAGAUAGAAUGAAGAACAAUAAGAGUAAAAUGAACAAGAAAACUGCAGCUGCUCCCGUUCCGCCAAUCCAAACUAGUCAAAAGUAA